CGUUAUGUGGCGCUGUCAUCGCUCUUGUCCCUACUGAGACACCGACAUCGCGCUGGUGUUAGAGGGGCGGACAGUUAAACCCCCACAGACAUUAUUAGUGACACAAACAGACACUGCGGAUCAACAGACCUCUGCUGCUGCUCACGGACAAAAUGUGGCUUCGAGAUGAGCUUCUGAAAUCUAUAUGGCACGCAUUCACAGCCCUGGACGUGGACCAACGUGGAAAAGUUUCCAAAUCUCAGCUGAAGGUGCUGUCUCACAGCCUGUGCACAGUGAUGAAGGUCCCUCAUGACCCUGUGGCCCUUGAACACCAUUUCAAAGAUGAUGAUAAAGGGCCUCUGUCCAACCAGGGCUACAUGCCGUACCUCAACAGGUUUAUUCUUGACAAGGUACAGGAGGAUUUUGAUGUAUUGGAGUUCAACAAGAUAUGCUGGACACUGUGUUACAAGAAAAAUAUCUGCACCAAACAUCUACUCUUCUCAGAUGACGAUGCUUUCAAAGUCUGGUGCAUUUUUAACUUUCUUUCAGAAGACAGAUACCCAUUAGUCAUCAUUACUGAAGAGAUUGAGUACUUGCUGCGAAAGCUGAUGGAGGCCAUGGGGAGCGGAUGGAGUAAGGAGAAGUUUGCAGAUUACAAGCUACAGCUGAACACAAAGAAGAACUGCCUGACUGCCUGGGAGCUGAUUGAACUGCUGGGGAUGGGUUACUUUAGCAAGGGCAUGAACCGCCAGACCCUGUCCAUGGGCAUCAACGAGGUCUUCCAGGAACUCAUACUUGAUGUGCUCAAGCAGGGAUACAUGAUGAAAAAGGGCCACAAAAGGAAGAACUGGACCGAGCGCUGGUUUGUCCUUCGACCCAACUCACUGUCAUACUACGUCUGUGAGGAUCUUGUGGAGAAGAAAGGAGACAUCAUUCUGGACCGAAACUGCUGUGUGGAGUCUCUGCCAGAUAAAGAAGGGAAGAAAUGCCUGUUUAUUAUUAAGUGCACUGAUAGAAGUUUUGAAAUCAGUGCGUCAGAUAAAAAGAAAAAGCAGGAAUGGAUUCAAGCUAUUCAAACGUGCAUCCAGCUGCUGAGGUUGGGGCUGCCGUCUCCUCACCGCGAGGCCCGGCUGAGGCGCAGGGAGCUCCGCCAGAGGCAGCAGGCGGACGACGACGACCUGGCAGAGAGGAUGAAGCAGCUCCAGACGGCCAAUGAGAACAAACAGAGACAGCUGGAGGCUAUGAGGAAGAAAAUGGAAGAGGCUGCGGCUAUAGCAGCAACAGAGGAGCACAGGAGGAAAAAGACUCAGUCAGACCUGCAGGAUCGCUACAGACUGGACCUGGAGAGAGAGAAAAUGGUGCGUCAGCAGAUGGAAGAGCAGGUGGCUCAGAAGUCCAGUGAACUGGAGCAGUACCUGCAGCGCGUCCGGGAGCUGGAAGACAUGUACCACCGGCUGGAGGAGGCCUUAGAGGACGAGAGGCAGGCCAAGCAGGAUGAGGAGGCCAUGCGCAAGCUGCAGGCCAGGCUGCUGGAGGAGGAGGCAGCAAAGAGGGCAGAGCUGGAGCAGAUCCACCUGCAGCAGCAGAGGGUGUUGUCUCAGACUGAGGCCGAGAAGCAGGAGCUGGCGGCCGAGCAGCUGGCCAAGGAGAAAGACCUGCAGGCAGCCAUGCUGCAGCUGGAUAGACUGGAGAGGGAGCGGCACGGUGCACUGGAGCAGUACGAGGAGGUGUCGAGGAAGCUUGAGCGAGCAGCAAACAAGACAAAGACUUGGAAGGACAAGGUGGCCAAGCAUGAGGGUCUGGUGCGUCUCAUCCAGCCAGGUCAUAAAGGACCUCAGCGGAUCACUAACUGGGGUCCGGCUUCAUUCACCGAUGCUGAGCUGGAGCUGAGGAAGAAGACGUGGCAGGAGAGGAAGAACCAGGGGGCUCAGGCUCAGUGAACUCUCGCCAUGAGAGGUGGAUCACGCAAUGAUGAGGAAGACUCAAACUUUUAUUAACUUUAGAGCCUAAACCGUCACAUUUGUGGUUUGAUAGCAGGAACUCACAUGACAGCCGCCAAGGAUUAACUGCCUUUUAUUGCAAAAUUAACUGCAUUUUAUUGCGUUCAUUAUAAUUUCAUGCAUUUCACGUUGGAACAAGUAGUUUGACAAAAUAAUCUUGAGUCAAGGUCUGUUUACUAAUUUUAUCCUGAAGGUUCUCGUUGUCUUUGCUCAGUUGACAUGGAGAUGGAGACGAUGGGUCAUGGCGAUGACAUCUGAACCAUCUCUGUGACAACCAAGCAAACUUCAUUCCCUCAUUGACCAUGAGGUGCAGUUGAAAGUGCUUGGAAAAAAGCACGUAAGUGGACCUUGAGUUACGAUGACUAUCAAAAAUUUUUACUUUAAUUUUUUAUUUUGUAAUUUCGAUCCUUUCUGAUUUCACAUGCGCUAUUUAAUUGAACUACUCUGCAGAUUUUUUAAAUGUUUUUGACGUAAACAUGUAAAUGUUAAUGUAGCCUUUUACUGACUUCCAGCAGUUUAUUGGCUGAAGUAAACUGCGUCUGUUACAGUCAUAGCUUAGAUGCUAAAAAAAUGAAACACCAUCUAUUAUUUAUGAAUGUGGACGGCUGUUUUCAGAGGGUCAGAGAAGAAGCUAUUGACAAAUAAAGCAACUUCCUUUCCUUUAUUAAAGGUGUAGAUCUUGCUGCCA
Molecule: messenger RNA, 2667 nt
Organism: Micropterus dolomieu (smallmouth bass)
Lineage: Eukaryota; Metazoa; Chordata; Actinopteri; Centrarchiformes; Centrarchidae
Gene: swap70b
Product: switching B cell complex subunit SWAP70b
Exons: 12
Coding region: 153-1919 (588 amino acids)
Cellular component (GO): cytoplasm; nucleus
Source: RefSeq, a predicted model, not a curated record